AUGUGCAGGCUUCUUAUCUUCAAGGGCGAGCCUAUCGUUCUUGCCCAUCUGAUCACGAAGCCAUCCCACUCUAUCAUCAACCAGGCCUUUGACAGCAGAUUACGAUUAGAUGCCAGACCAGUUAAUGCCGAUGGAUUCGGAGUAGGCUGGUACGAUCCUGAUGUCGAAAACUCAACCCCUUGCGUCUUUCAAGCUAUUACUCCCGCCUGGUCGAAUCGAAAUCUGCAUCGUUUGGCUGAAAAGAUCUGUUCUCCCCUGGUCUUUGCUCAUGUCAGAGCUAGUACUUCAGGAGCGCUGAGUGAAGAGAACUGUCAUCCAUGGAUAUAUGGCUCAUUACUAUGGAUGCACAAUGGUCAUAUCGCUAGCUUCAAGAACUUCAAGCGGGAACUGCAGAGCGGAUUGUCCGAUGAAUUCUUCCACUUUCCUCAGGGCAACACCGAUUCGGAAUGGGCAUUUGCUUUAUUCUUGAAUGAAUUGAGCAAGGUAGCCGAUCCGAAAUCGGUUUCGUUUCCGUACACAUUACUAAAAGAGACGAUGCUCCAGACGAUCAAGCGGAUCCGGGAGCUUUGUAUCCAAGCGGGGAUCACUGAGCCGUCGCUCUUGAACUUUGCGGUCACCGAUGGCCAUAGCGUGGUCGCGACACGAUACGUCAACAGCUCGACCGACGAAGCCGCAAGCCUCUAUUUCUCCACCGGCACUUCCUUCGAGGCCGCUACUGCUCUCGACGGCAGUCCUCGCGUCAACUCCGAUGAAUGCCAGGGCCCUCUCGAAGCCGCUCAAUACCGAAUGAAAAAGUGCGACAAGAGAGAGAGGAUCGUGCUGAUUGCGUCCGAACCUUUGACGUUUGAAAAAACCGAUUGGCUCGAGAUUCCGUGCCAAACGGUCAUCAUCAUCACCCCGAAAAUGAACGUGCUGCAAUUCCCGAUCAUUGACGAGUUCUUUCAACAUACCUUGACUCCUAAUAGGUCCUCGGAUUACGUGAUCGGCAAAGGCCUCCAUUACUUGCCCGUCUGCUCGUCCCCGUCUAAGAUUAGCGCCGGCAAACAACAGUGGCGCAAAUAA
This is a messenger RNA of Puccinia triticina, 1062 nucleotides long. RefSeq lists its product as uncharacterized. The transcript has 13 exons. The coding region runs from base 1 to 1062 and encodes 353 amino acids. NCBI's taxonomy places the organism in Eukaryota, Fungi, Basidiomycota, Pucciniomycetes, Pucciniales, Pucciniaceae. The record is from RefSeq and is a predicted model, not a curated record.